Tarenaya hassleriana is the source of this 1128-nucleotide messenger RNA. RefSeq lists its product as uncharacterized. Gene Ontology annotation, molecular function: hydrolase activity, acting on ester bonds. The coding region runs from base 100 to 954 and encodes 284 amino acids. Lineage: Eukaryota; Viridiplantae; Streptophyta; Magnoliopsida; Brassicales; Cleomaceae. The record is from RefSeq and is a predicted model, not a curated record. The transcript is spliced from 10 exons.
GCAUACAAAGAGAUGUAAUAACGUGGACCCACUCUUGUUCUACGUAACUUAGAUAUCUUCACGCGAGCAGUAGCUGUCACAGUGACAAGAGAAAAGAAGAUGAAGCUGUUCGACGCGCACUGCCACCUCCAAGACCCGAGGAUCAUCAACGAAGCCGGUCAGCUCAUCUCCGAAGCCGUAGCUUCAGGAGUUUAUGCUUUUGCCGUCAAUGGAACGUCUGAGAAAGACUGGGAUUUGGUCAAAGAGAUGGGAGAGGAAUACCCUUCUGUUAUUCCAUGCUUCGGUCUUCAUCCAUGGUUCAUCGUGAAUAGGACCCCUUGUUGGUUCGAUACAUUGAAGAAUUUCUUUGAAACCACUCCCACUGCUGCAGUUGGAGAAAUCGGUUUGGACAAAAGUCCAAAUGCAGGGGAGAUUGAUUUCUCAGACCAGGUGGUAGUGUUUCGGCCACAGCUUGAACUUGCGAAGGAAUUGAAAAAACCUGUGGCUGUUCAUUGUCUCGAUGCCUUUGACGAUCUGAUCGAGAUAAUGAAGUCUGUGGGGCCGUUCCCUAGCGGAGUUAUCCUUCACUCAUACGCUGGUUCUGCCGAGAUUGUCCCUCAACUCGCCGAGUUAGGCUCAUAUUUUUCUUUCUCUGGAUGGCUUACUUACACGAGCAAGGAGAAGGCGAAGGAGAUAGUGAAAGCCGUUCCUUCCGAUAGGAUCUUAUUGGAAACUGAUUGCCCGGAUGGGCUGCCAAAGGUGGGAGAUCCUUCUUCUCUACAAGGACACGUCUUCCUGAAAGACGGGAAUUCUGCCCCAAAGGAAACCAUCAACGUGCCUGAAAACAUUCAUAUCGUACUUGACUAUGUUGCAAACUUGCUGGAAAUGGAGAAAGAAGAACUCGCGAAGCUCAGCUACCGUAACGCUGUUCGGUUAUUCUCUUAUGCAGGUUCUAAACUGCCUUCAGACAGGUGAUGAUGAUGAACCUCUUGAUGUGUUUGGAAUACAGACAAAGAGAUAUGCCUCAAGUGUUGGUCUUUUUCCUUCCGUUAUGUUAAAAAUGUGUUGUUGUGAAACUAUACUAAAGUUGUAAUGAUGUUGUGUAUUUUAUCUCUACUUGUUAAUAAUAAAUCUCGAGGAAGAUUUGUC